GUCAAAAGCAUUCGUAUUACAUCUUGAAUCUUGAUUCUCCAAUCUUUUCCAAUCUUCCUCCUCGCCGGGAGACGUCAUGUUCUCCCAGAUCCCCUCAGCCCUCUACGAAUCGCUCUUCCAUGCUGCCGCCAUAGACCUCGUCAUUCCGGAAGUCUCGACCUUCAACCCGAAUCCCUCGGACGAUGACUUGCCGACAUGGUGGGCUGCGCUCGAGCAAGCAUCAGCCAGGAAUACCGCAUUCUUUGACGAGAAUCUCGACUAUUUUGUCGCUAUGACUUUGCCGGACGAAAGCUUAGCUGGAUUACCUGGAACCACGGUGGUGGAUGCUAAAGAGCCUCCUUCCGAGAUGCUCAGAUUUUUAGGACGUCUAGACUUGACAAUGUCGGCAUCAUUCGUCCCCAAACUCCCUGCCAUGGAAGUUCGUAGACCACCUGUAACCUCUAUAUCCAAUGGCAAUCUCUCAGCACCGCAAACAUCAGCAACCCUUGCCCCUCCCAUGCUUAGUCAUUCUCAGGCCGGAGCUGCGCGAGCAAACCCUUCGCCGACGAACCCACCCAUAACGCCGAACCCGUUUCCGGCCAUGUCAUCUGAAGAAGAACAGUACGCGAAUGUAGACGGUGUGGUGGUUUGGGAGGGCAAGGUGGAGGAGUCAAAAGCGGGGAACCAAAGGGAAAGCAAGAACGAAAACUGGCAUUCUUGGGGAAGGAGGAUAUCCAGGAGGAACGGGGCCUGGGAGGUCAUUUGGAAAGGGGAAAUCCCGGUCGUAUUUGUCCGUACGAAUGUCGAAAACCCUGUACUCUCGUUAACGGCCUCGGUAACUCUUCGUGACCAGAAUAGCCACAGCAAGGCACACCGGAAAGGCUUUAGCCUCGACGCUAUAUCAAUACGUAGCGGUACGGAGACUAUCCGGACAGACGGCACCGAGUUUGAGGAUUAUGAGUCUGAUGAUGACGAAAGUUGGGCAGGUAUGGAAGAAAUUGAUUUGCUUGGAGGUUUGGCUGGGAAGGAAAACAUGAUGCCUGCUAGUCGACUACCGGCACCAAUACGGAACGAUUUAUUCAUACCUGAUGGGCCACUCCCAUCAUCUUUACCUCUUUCAGCAAUGACUCCUAACUCAGCUCCCCCUAUCGUCACUCCCUCAACAGCUUCAACUGGAGCGCAUCAUGAAAGAGGCCCACUGCCCACGACAACCGUAGCUACUCUCUCCACUACUCUACGCAAAUCAUUUCGCCGGAUACUUGCCAUUGCUCCUGGUAUUCGAGUGAAAAUGAACACUGUGACCUUGCCACAACUUCUUCCUCUCACACCAUCAUCCAACGGUGAUGAUGAAGACCAUCAAGGUGAAACACGAGUGGCCAUUGUCAUCCAUCUCGAAAACAGCAUAGAACCAUCCAUUCUACAUGGCUUUGAAAUAUCACGAAUCGACAUUACCAUUGGCGGCAAGUCCUCUGGUAUCACAACAAAACUUUUAUAUCAGACGGAAGGUUCAUCAGGGCAUGAUAUUUUCCCAAUUCGCCUAGGCUCGACAGAGCAGUAUAAUUUGUUCUACGUAGUAGACUUUGUGGGGGAGAGGACGAAUGACCCUUUGCAGGAAUCAAUAGCAAGGAACUUGGGAGCGAGUGAGCAAGUCCGUCCAGUGUCUAUUCACGUCAUCGGCAGACCGUAUCGUCUAAAGUCCUUGGAUUCGGAUGAAUACGACUAUCCAACAAAGACCUUUGAUUCUUCCUGGAACACCUCUAUCGACUUGACCAACUUUUACGCUUCUCGACCACCCUCUGCUCGCCUUUCUCUCCAGAAUCCCCCUCUGGCGGGCAACGCUCAUCGCCCAACAUCAUUAAAUCUUUCGAACCCUGUUCUCGGCGACAAGCGGUACAACAUGGCCAGCCUUGUGUCCGCUGAGCAAGGCAGAGAGAGGGACAGUGUACAAACAAGGAAUCGACCAAUGAUGCCUAGUCAAAUGGUGCAGAAUCGACGAGUAGUUUCCGGUGUUCGCGUCCCGUCGAUGAAUGGACCUCCGCGCGACUAUGGUCUCUUGAUGUCUGUCAAAAUCCUUCCUCAAUCCUCUUCUUCCACUCCUUCCGACACAAUUAAACCCUUGGUCCCAUUUUCCAUCGAGGUUUUUGUCCAUAACAGGACAGACCAAGUUCGUCGUUUUAGAUUGAUUGUACCGGGGAGAGAAGAUGGCAUCAGGUGGGAAGCGAGAGUGAGAGAAGUUUUGGAAAGGGGAAUGAAAAAGGGUGGGGAUCUUAUGGGAGUUGGAGAUGAAGCUUUUCUGAGAACGUCAUUGGCUUCAUACAUCUCUGCAUCAACGCCUCUCAUACCACUAGAGGAUAACAUCCGAUGCGGUCCGCUCUUACCCGGCGCCAGUCUUUCAGCACGAAUACGUUUCCUACCAUUACGAGAGGGCAUUCACCAGAUAGAGAGGCUGAGAGUGGUAGGAGUUGGAGAUGAGGUCGAUUUUAUGAUGAGUCCUGUGAUGGACGUCGUGGUUGGCAACGGUAUCGAUGGGAUUUAAUCUUACAAGACCUAUAAUUGUUGUAAAUAAUGAAACCCGUUUGCAUAUGCAUUGCUUGUGGAGCAAAAAAAAA
Messenger RNA from Cryptococcus deneoformans JEC21, 2588 nucleotides. Its product is annotated as expressed protein. Bases 77 to 2515 code for a protein of 812 amino acids. Gene Ontology annotation, biological process: intra-Golgi vesicle-mediated transport. Gene Ontology annotation, cellular component: TRAPPII protein complex; trans-Golgi network. The record is from RefSeq and is a predicted model, not a curated record. NCBI's taxonomy places the organism in Eukaryota, Fungi, Basidiomycota, Tremellomycetes, Tremellales, Cryptococcaceae. The transcript is spliced from 5 exons.